This is a messenger RNA of Acomys russatus (golden spiny mouse), 729 nucleotides long. RefSeq names its product secreted and transmembrane protein 1A-like. Bases 88 to 729 code for a protein of 213 amino acids. Gene Ontology annotation, biological process: immune response. Gene Ontology annotation, molecular function: cytokine activity. The record is from RefSeq and is a predicted model, not a curated record. Lineage: Eukaryota; Metazoa; Chordata; Mammalia; Rodentia; Muridae. The transcript has 5 exons.
UCUGCGGUUCCCUCCUUCUAGGUGGGUGUUUCCAGACAGCUGAAGAAGACAAGCCUCUCCCAAGGCCUCUCAUCUCACCAACUGGCCAUGCUGAGCGGCCACUUGAUGUCCACUGUCCCUGCCUCCAGGCUGUUUAUCAUCCUGCUCCUGGUUGUUUCUCUGAAUGCUCACAAUAGAAGCUGGGACAACCCUGUAUGCACCAGCGGCACAGUGUCUGUGCCUAGAGGCGGCCGUGCGGUGAUGACCUGUAACAUCUCCAACACCUUCGCCGAUGUCACCAUCUGGCUGAUUGCCCAAGGAAGGGAAAGGACCAUCUUCAAUAAGAUGCCCCAAGGACGCUUCUCUCAGAGCGGGUGGGAGCUCCGAGUUCAAGAGGGCCAGGCAGAGCUCGCAAUCAAGGACACCCAAGAUGGCCACACAGGGCUGUACCAGUGGCGUCUGCAUGGGCGCCAGAAAUGUUACCGCAAUAUCACCCUGAAUAUUUCAGGUGAGGCGAGGGCUGCAAAGCGAGGAGAGGCUUCAAACAAGAACGAGGUCAUAGGCGCGAAGCUGGUCACGCCCAUCUCAGAUGCAGUCAUGAGCGCUCAGCUGGAGGUCAGUUCUGAGACCCUUGUGGGAAUCGUGGUCGCUGUGGUCACUGUCAUCUUGAUCUUGGGACUGGCGGGAAUCAGUGCAUGUAUCUGCUACAAGCGCCAUCGGUCCAGGUUUUCUCUGUUGGGGAUCGAGUAA